Molecule: messenger RNA, 2000 nt
Organism: Puntigrus tetrazona (Sumatra barb)
Lineage: Eukaryota; Metazoa; Chordata; Actinopteri; Cypriniformes; Cyprinidae
Gene: tnni4a
Product: troponin I4a
Exons: 8
Coding region: 127-669 (180 amino acids)
Biological process (GO): muscle contraction
Cellular component (GO): troponin complex
Source: RefSeq, a predicted model, not a curated record
ACAUGUGAGAGGUGAGGCAUGGAUCAAUCAUUAAAAAAAUCACACUACACCAUCUUUCUCUGUACCUUCACUCCUCUUUUCACGCUCCUGGUCUGCUCUUCAAAGGUCACAUAGUGUAUUGCAGUCAUGUCUGAAGGACCGAAAAAGGCCAAAUCCAAAUACUCAGCAACACGCAGACUUCAGCUGAAGAGCAAACUGCUGAAAAAGGCAGAAAGCUUGCUGGUGAAAGAAAAAGAGCAGAAAGAAGUGGAGAGAGAAAACACCCUGAGGGAGAGAGCGCCGCCCCUCAAUCUCUCAGGCCUCUCGGUCCAAGAACUGCAGGAGCUUUGUAGAGAUUUGCACCACAAGAUUGACAUUGUGGAUGAAGCGCGCUAUGACCUCAAUAUAAAGGUCACCAGAAAUGAUGCAGAGAUUCUCUCAUUAACCCAAAAGAUCUAUGAACUGAAGGGAAAAAUGAAGCGGCCGAACUUGAGAAGGGUGAAGAAGUCGGCGGAUGCCAUGCUGGGAGCGCUCACAGACACCAGAGUCAUGAAAGCUGACUUCAAAGCCAACCUCAAAACAGUUAAAAAAGAAGAAGAAAAGAAGGAAGAGGUCACAGACUGGAGGAAAAACGUGGAGGCGAUGUCAGGCAUGGAGGGCAGGAAGAAGCUUUUCGAUGCCGGACAGUAGAAAAGAGCUUGCCGAUGAUAAAAGUGGCGGCGUGGAUACAAAGCUCAUGUUUGUUUGAAUUUUAAUCACCUUCAACAUUUUAUGGUAAAUUAUUCAUUUAUUCUUGUCAGCUGGCUAUGGCUUCCAUGCAACAUUAAAGGAAGAGUUCAGCCAAAAUAUUUAGAAAAUCGACUCCCCCUCAGGCCAUCAGAGAUGUAGUUUGUCUCUUUAGCAGAACUGAUUCGGAGUAGCAUCACAUAACUCGCUCACUAAUGGAUGCUCUGCAGUGAAUGGGUGCCGUCAGAGUCUAAACAGCUGAUAAAAACAAUCCACACCACUCCAGUCCAGCAAUUAACAUCUUGUGAAGUGAAAGCUAUGUGUUUGUAAGAAACAAAUCCAUCAAGGCCUUUUAACUUUUUUUAACCAACGUAACAAUAAUGCUUCCACCAGUGGAAAAAGUCCAUCUUCUGUUCUCCUCUCAUAUCAAAAUCCACCCAAAUAUUUGUUCAGAACCGAUCUGGAGUGGUUGCACUUGUAAACGGUGCUUGUUCUGUGCAUGCUUUCCUCCUAAUUCAGUUGAGAUUACGUUUUCAUUGGAGAAAGCAACAUAUUUUAGCCAGAAGCAACAGUUUGAAGUUAAGAACACAGCUUUUUACUUUGCUAGCUGUUAAGUAAUUGACUGGGGUGGUGUUGUGGAUUAUUGUGGUGUGUUUUGUAACAGCUGUUUGGACUCCUUCUGACGGCAGAGCAUCCAUUUCUGAGCGAUGGAAUGCUGAAUCUCUCCAAAUCUCUUCCAGUAAAGAAACUAAAUCCUCUACAUCUUAGAUAGCCUGAGGGCGAGCACAUUUUUAGCACAAUUUUUUUAUUUUUGGGUGAACUAUUCCUAAAGACGUAUUCAAAACUUUGGGGUUGGUGCAGUUUUUAUAAUUGUUUUGAAAAGAAGUCUCUAUGCUCACUAUAGCUGCAUUUAUUUGAUCAAAAAAAUACAGUAAAAAAAACAGCCAUGUUAUGAUAUAAGGCAAUUUAAAACUGUUUCCUAUUUGAAUAUAUAUUUUGAAAUGAUAAAGGGGCAUCUUGAUACAAUGCUCAUGUUGUUUGUUUGAAUUUGAAUCACCUUGAACAUUAUUUUAUGGUAAAUUAUUCAUUUAUUUUGUCAGCCAGCUGUGGCUUGCACGCGAUAUUAAAUUGUGAUUUGCUGCGAUUAAAAUGUGCGAGUGGCGUGCUGUCCAUAGAGAGGGAUUAGAUAAUAGAACAACCUCAUAUUCACAUCUUAUCAUAUCAACUGUGUAAAUAUUUGCUUCGUAUUCAGUGUUGAUUGAAACCAAUAAAGCUUCUGUUUACCCUGGGGUGAA